Symbiodinium necroappetens is the source of this 393-nucleotide messenger RNA. The record is from the annotation of a GenBank genome assembly. NCBI's taxonomy places the organism in Eukaryota, Dinophyceae, Suessiales, Symbiodiniaceae.
AUGGAGGCCGUGUGGAACUACAACACGAUCGUUGACCGAAAGCGCUGGGGUGUUGGCAACACGAUCACCUCCUCUCCAUAUGGUCCCCACGGAGAGCACCCGGAGCGCUGGCGCGCGAACGGCAGCUUCCCCUUCCCACUCAAGGCUCCGACAUCUCCCGUGCUGAACGUCAGCAACUCUCUCGUCAUGCACUUGAAGCCGGAGAAGCGGGAGUACGACAACAAGUAUGCCCAGCAGCUGGCCGCUGACUACGCGUCUUUGAUUGCCAACAUCAAUGAUGCCAGCAAGAAGGGCCAGGAGCUGCGUGCACGUCUUUACAAGAUGGAUGCCUAUGCAGACAAGUUCAUCAAGCUGCCAAGCGGUGUCUGGAACAAGAUCGAUGCCAACAGGUGA